This is a messenger RNA of Neltuma alba, 523 nucleotides long. RefSeq names its product protein CURVATURE THYLAKOID 1B, chloroplastic-like. The record is from RefSeq and is a predicted model, not a curated record. The transcript is spliced from 5 exons. Gene Ontology annotation, cellular component: thylakoid; chloroplast thylakoid membrane. Bases 1 to 366 code for a protein of 121 amino acids. Lineage: Eukaryota; Viridiplantae; Streptophyta; Magnoliopsida; Fabales; Fabaceae.
AUGGUUUCAGGUCGCAAACUUGCUCGGAGUGUUAUGGCUAUGGCGACUGGAGAGGCUUUCACGGAGGUGGCCACCACGACGGAGCCGCCAGAAUUUCUCAAGACUGUUCAAGAAACUUGGGAGAAGAUUGAAGAUAAGUACGCGGUGACUACAGUGGCUGCGGCUGGUGUGGUUGCAUUGUGGGGCUCAACUGGUGUCAUCUCAGCAAUUGAUAGGCUUCCUUUGAUUCCUGGAGUUCUUGAGGUCGUUGGCAUUGGCAGCGCUGGGUGGUUUGCAUAUAAGAACCUAAUUUACAAGCCGGACAGGGAAGCUUUGCUGCAAAAGAUAAAAGAGACGUAUAAUGAAAUAAUUGGGAGCAGCGGCUAGACUUGUAAGUAACUGUAUUCUACUCGACCAAAUUAAUAAUGCAUGUGGUUAGCUUGCUGCGAUCAAUGUAGCUAUGCUUCAUUUUGUCAACCUAAUUAGGUUUCUGUAAUAAUGUGCGUAAUUUGUAUAAUAAAAAUAGCUGCAACUUUUUAUUUUU